Zingiber officinale is the source of this 531-nucleotide messenger RNA. Its product is annotated as chloride conductance regulatory protein ICln-like. Lineage: Eukaryota; Viridiplantae; Streptophyta; Magnoliopsida; Zingiberales; Zingiberaceae. Bases 1 to 438 code for a protein of 145 amino acids. The transcript has 4 exons. The record is from RefSeq and is a predicted model, not a curated record. Gene Ontology annotation, biological process: mRNA cis splicing, via spliceosome; chloride transport; spliceosomal snRNP assembly. Gene Ontology annotation, cellular component: spliceosomal complex; methylosome; pICln-Sm protein complex.
AUGGGUUUAGGGCUGCUGCACUUCGAUGGUCGCGUCGUCGACGACGAUGGACGACCCCUGCUGGAAUCCGACGACGACGAGGAGCUGAUGCAUGUUGAGCCUGGCGUCGUCGUCGCCCUCGAUUCCCGACCCAUGGAGUCGCCUGGAACUCUCUACGUCACCUCAAGGAGGGUGAUUUGGCUGAGCGACACCGACAAAGGGAAAGGGUAUGCGGUGGAUUUCUUGUCGUUGUCCCUCCAUGCUGUGUCAAGGGACCUGGAGACCUACCCCUUUCCUUGCAUCUAUACUCAGAUCGAGAUAGGCGACGAAGAUGAAGAGUCUGAAAGCUCAGAUUCAGAAAGUAAUGAUGAUUUGGAAUUGUCAAAAGUCACUGAAAUGAGACUUCUUCCUUCAGAUGCUAGAAAGUGCAUCAUAGUUAAUUAUCUUUUGAUGUUGUAAAAAGAAUAUUUGUGUAAUUUGUGGAUACGGACUUGAUGUGUACAAUAUCUAUUAUCUUUUUAUAUUGUAAGAAUAAUAUUUAUGUGUUGUUUA